UCUUUCCAAAGCAGCCUUAAUAUAAAUAACCCUAUCAGACUCUCUCUCUUUUGCACUCGCCGUUGUAGCAUUAUCAUCAUCAUCAUCAUCAUGCAGCAAGAUUUGCCCACCCGCAACAACAUGACUACUCCCGACCAGAAUUUUGCUUCCAAACCCGUCGUCGCCCCGCGGGUUCCUACCUUGUCCUUCAUGUCCAACGAUAAGCCUAGUUUCGGACAUGAUCAAGAUCAAGUCAAGUCGUUGCAUGACAAGUCUUGCAAGGGUGGAUACAAAGUGGAAGAUGGUUGCAAUAAAGGGUCAUCAUCAGUUUUGGUUCCUAGAGGGCAUGCCAGCGAUGGAAAUGAUGCUGUUGAAGCCUUGCAAAAGGAUUCCGGACGUGAAAGGCUUAAAAGACACCGAGAAGAGGUAGCAGGUACGGUUCUGAUACCAGAUAAAUGGGGUAAGGAGGAGUUGCUCAAGGAUUGGAUUGAUUAUCCUUCCUUUGAUUCGUUGUUAGCUCCCAAUGGACUUGCUUCAGCUCGUAAAGCGCUUAUGAUGGAAGGAAGGAGGAAUGGUUCUCAAAGAUUGAGGAUAGAAAGUAUGUGUUGAAUAGAUUAAUAUUUUCUGAUAUAAAAAUUAUAUUAGUAGCAAGAGCUUGAUGUUUUAGCUGUUUCUUUAUCAUAUUUCUGUAAAUCUCAUUGACUGGUGAUCACCAUUUUUAGGCCAUAUGAAGUAGAUUGAUAAAAAUAUGUAUGCAGUCUUAACUUUCCACUCUAUCACUGCAAUAUUGCUGAGAUUUGAUUAUAGAGUGAGGCAUAUAUCUCUCUUGAUUGUAAAAUAUGCUUAUAUAUAUCUAUAUAAAUGGUUCACAAAUUGAAACCAGA
Molecule: messenger RNA, 863 nt
Organism: Theobroma cacao (cacao)
Lineage: Eukaryota; Viridiplantae; Streptophyta; Magnoliopsida; Malvales; Malvaceae
Biological process (GO): blue light signaling pathway
Source: RefSeq, a predicted model, not a curated record